AAUGAAAGCAUUCGUCAUCUCAAAAUAUGGUACUAAACCACUUUGGUAAUAAGUUCUUAAACCUUCUCUAUUGUCACACUAAGUUAUGAUUAAAGUGAGAUAUGCUCCUGUAAACCCAGCAGACAUCUACUACUCUUUAGGCAUCUAUGGAAUCAAAAAGGCUCUUCCCACUUAAUUAGGAAUGGAAGGAGUUGGUGAAGUAGUUGAAGGAAAACAUAAGGGGAAAUUAGUAGCAUUUCUACCUGCUAGAUAAGUUGGAAGUUGGGCAGAAUAUGUUGCAGCUAAUGAAAAUGAUAUUUAUGAAGUGGAAAAUGAUAUAUAAGGUAGUAUGGCUAUAAUUAAUCCUUUUACUGUUCUUGGAUUCUAAGAAAGGGCCAAAUAAUUUAAGAGUAUCUUAUUUUCUUCUGCUCGAUCAUCCACUGCAAUUUAAGGAAUCAAGCUUUUUAAAGAAUUAGGAAAGGAUGUUUGGGCAGUUGCUAAGGAGAAUAAAGAUUAUGUUAAUACAUUGGUGGAUGAUGAGAAUCUCUUAUAAAACAUUCAAAAGAACAUCAAAGAAAAAACAAUCUUUUUUGAUUCAACUUCUGGAGAUAAGGCUGGAACUAUUUUAACAUAAUUACCAGGAAAUAGUGUUCUUGUAAAUUAUGGAUCAUCAACUGCUACAUAUAUAGGAAAGAUCAAUCCUAAUUAAUUGAUAUUUAAUGGAAAAUCUAUUGAAGGUUUUUGGAUGCACAAUUACUAUAAUUCAUUAACUAGAUAAUAAAAAGAGGUUGCCUUUAAAUAUAUCAAUUCUAAACUUGAUAAUAUUUUUAAAUCUGAUAUUUAUCAAAUAGUUAAACCAUAAGAUAUUUCAGGUGAAGAAUUGUUCAAAAUAUAGAGUUAGACUCGUGGAUAAGGUAAGAUUAUUUUAGAAUUUAAAUGA
Paramecium pentaurelia is the source of this 919-nucleotide messenger RNA. The record is from the annotation of a GenBank genome assembly. Lineage: Eukaryota; Ciliophora; Oligohymenophorea; Peniculida; Parameciidae.